AUGGCCAGCCUUGUGGUGCUCGAGUGCCAUUUAUGGUUGACGCUGACGGAGAUGAAGGACGCGGAUAAGAUCCCCUUCCUCGAUGCUCCUGUCUCCCCCAAGGGCCUUUUCGGCCCAGCGGUCGAAGGAUUUGCUGUACGCUUCACGGAGGCACAGAAAUCGUGGUCUCUGAACGGCACAUUGAUUAAUCUCAGCACCGAUUCCCGUCGGCGGCUAUCUGGAGGAAAUUUGGUCAUUAGGAGUCUGGACCGUGCCCAGGAUGGAGGAAUAUACCAGUGCAUUGCCUUCAACCCACAGGGAGCAAUUCUUAGCAGAAGAGCGAGCCUCCAGUUUGCAUACUUACAUUUAAAAACUCAAACGAGAAGUGCUGUCUCUGUGCGAGAAGGCCAGGGGGUAGUUUUACUUUGUGGUACACCAUCAUAUGCAGGAGAUCUCUCAUUUGCAUGGGUCUUUAAUGAGUACCCUUACUUUGUUCAGCAAGACAAUCGUCGCUUUGUCUCUCAGGAGACGGGAAACCUUUACAUCGCCAAAGUCGAGCCCUCAGAUGUGGGUAACUACACGUGCGUGGUGGUAAAUCGCAUUACUAAAGGCAAAGUCCUGAGCUCCCCGACCCCUCUGGUACUACGAACAGAUGGCGUAAUGGGUGAAUAUGAGCCGAAAAUAGAGGUUAAUUUCUCUGACAUGGUUCCAGCCGCAAAGGGAUCUGUUGUGACACUGGAGUGUUUUGCUUUGGGGAACCCAGUUCCAGAGAUAACGUGGAGGAGAGCGAAUGGAGUGCCGUUUCCCAGCAAGGUGAAGAUGAAGAACUCAAAUGUAGUUCUGGAGAUUCCCAGUUUCCAGCAGGAGGACGCCGGAGGCUAUGAAUGUGUAGCAGAGAACAAGAUGGGAAAGAACACGGUGCAAGGACGACUGUCUUUCCAUGCAAAGCCUCAGUGGGUUCAGACGAUGCGAGACAAUGCUUUGUCAAUUGAAGAGAGAUUGUUUUGGGAGUGUAAGGCCAAUGGGAAGCCCAAGCCUUCAUACAGCUGGCUGAAGAAUGGAGAACUACUGGCAGCUGAGGACAGGAUCCAGAUAGAGAAUGGAGCCCUGACAAUCAGCUCCGUAAACCUCUCAGAUGCUGGCAUGUAUCAGUGUGUAGCCGAGAACAAACAUGGAAUCAUUUAUUUCGGUGCUGAAUUGGUGGUUUUAGCCUCGCCCCCAGACUUUUCCAGAAGCCCUCUCAGAGCUCUGCUUAAAGCCAAGACGGGCAGCACAGUCACCAUGGAGUGCAGGCCGCAGGCCUUUCCCACAGCCAUCAGCAUGUGGAGGAAAGGCAUCGAACUGGUGCAGAGCACAGACAGGAUAACUUUACUCCCUGAUGGAACACUUAGAAUUACAAAUGUGACCAAGAUGGACGGGGGAAACUACGCUUGCUUGGCUAGAAACCAGUUUGGUGCGGCCAGCACUACAGGAAAACUGCUGGUCACAGAUCCCACACAAAUCACCCAGGGUCCAGUGGACAUGGAGAUCAUUGUUGGGGAGAGCAUCGUACUGCCCUGCCAGAUCUCUUGUGACCCCGCUCUGGAUGUUUCAUUCUCCUGGGCCUUCAAUGGGCAGCUCCUCAAUAAACUGGACCAGCAUUAUGAGCAUGUGGGUGGGAGUACAUCUGGGGAUUUGAUGAUACGGAAUAUACAGCUGAAGCACGCCGGAAAGUAUGUCUGUGUGGUCGACACAGAUGUCGAGAGUUUAUCAGCUGUGGCUAUUUUAAUCGUGAAAGGUCCCCCAGGAGCUCCAGAUGGCGUAACAGUGGAGGAGAUCACAGACAGCACGGCUCAGCUUUCUUGGAGACCCGGCCAGGAUAAUGGCAGCCCCAUCACAAGCUAUAUCAUCCAGGCCAAGACAGCUUUCACAGUGGGCUGGCAAGCAGUGAACACGGUCCCGGAGGUGAUUGAUGGGAACACCUUGACGGCAACGGUGGUGGAUCUGAACGCAUGGGUGGAGUAUGAGUUCAGAGUGCUGGCCAGAAACAGUGUCGGCGUGGGGGAACCGAGUCCCACUUCUCUUAAAACUAGAACUGAAGAUGCAGAAGCAGGAAAAAUGGGCAAGCAUAAGGAUUUGAGCAAGUUGGACAAGGGCCAAAUAGUGGUGUACUGGGAGGAUGAUACAAAACCAGAGACCAUGGGCAAAGUCAGAGUGUCUGCCAAUCAGAACAAGGUUAACAUCAGUGGACUGAGAGAAUACACUCAGUAUUUCCUGACAGUGAGCGUUUUCAACACAGCGGGAACUGGCCCUCUGUCUCCCACCAUCAAUGUGACCACCAAGAAGUCCCCACCCGGGCAGCCACCUUUGAACGUGGAGUGGAAUCUGAUUGGCUCUAAGCUCACUGUUCAUUGGGAGCCUGUCAUUUCUCUGGAGAUGGAGUCAGAUGUUACUGGUUAUCAGGUGUCCUACAGAAGGAACCGGCAUAAAGAAAUUAACACAAUAACAACAAAUCUGACCUCAGUGGAGCUCACGCUACCUGCAGAUGAUGAUUACAUCAUUCAGAUACGAGCGCUGAGUGACGGAGGAGAAGGGAUGCCAACCGAACCCAUCAACAUACAUAAACUUAGUAUGAGCGUACGAGGGUCCAGAGCCUGGCGACCCAACACCAUCCCCGUCUCCUUGCUUUCUAUCAUCGUGUUAUCGACACUGCGACUGGCUUUGUGUUAACGGUCUGAAGGAUCGAACAUCUUCUGACCGGUUUGAUUGCCCACAUACUUCCUCAUUGUGGAAUCGUUGGAAAGGUGCACCGAAACACUUUUGAAGAGAGAUUAUCGAUCUAUCUCUCCAUAGUUAUCUGAGGCAAUGCCCUGCGAGCCAUUCAAGGAGCGUAACGGGAAAAAGUCAGCGUCACGAUGGUCGGAUUUUGUGUGCAUGUGUUAUGUACUGUUUAUCAUUGUGUCCUUGCAAGUGAUCCGAGACCCUAACAAGGUUUCAACCGAAGGUUUUUGAAGCAUACCAGUGUACGAGGAGGGAUGAGUCAUGUUACUGCACUAAGAUUCCAUCUUCUCAUUGAUCCCUCAGAACAAAUGCCUUACUUCCAUGUACAUGCCAAAGUAGUUAACAUCCUUUUACUUCUUACUAAGCUACUGUUUGUUAUACUUGUGGUUGUUUUGUAAUUAUCCCAUCAUUAAUUGAAGGAUUAGUUCACCCAAAAAUCAUUUACACACCCUCAUGUUGUUGUCAUGUGACUUUCAUUUUUCUGUAGGACACAAAGGAGCAAUUUUAAAG
Molecule: messenger RNA, 3249 nt
Organism: Sinocyclocheilus anshuiensis
Lineage: Eukaryota; Metazoa; Chordata; Actinopteri; Cypriniformes; Cyprinidae
Product: contactin-3-like
Exons: 19
Coding region: 1-2688 (895 amino acids)
Biological process (GO): brain development; cell-cell adhesion; axon guidance
Cellular component (GO): plasma membrane; axon
Molecular function (GO): cell-cell adhesion mediator activity
Source: RefSeq, a predicted model, not a curated record